Hemiscyllium ocellatum (epaulette shark) is the source of this 2216-nucleotide messenger RNA. RefSeq names its product coagulation factor C homolog, cochlin (Limulus polyphemus) (gene coch). The record is from RefSeq and is a predicted model, not a curated record. The transcript is spliced from 12 exons. The coding region runs from base 115 to 1776 and encodes 553 amino acids. NCBI's taxonomy places the organism in Eukaryota, Metazoa, Chordata, Chondrichthyes, Orectolobiformes, Hemiscylliidae.
CGGACACUGAAUCCGAGAGCUCAGGGAGAAGGGCAGUGUGGGGCAACUGCAGACUGAGCGUGGAAACUUUCUAUACAGAGCUCUGGGACUGAGAGACAGUGGGACGCUGUUACAAUGUCUGUCUUCAGCACGGCGAUCCUUUCUCUCGGGAUCUUAAUAUUCACUUCGCCAGCAAACGGGGCCCAAGGAUCAGUGCCCAUGUCAAUCAACUGUACCACCAGAGGUGCUUACUAUAAGGAGAAUCAGGUGGAUGUGCUGUGCCCACCACGUUGCGAUUACACCCAGCUCUCGGUCUGGGGAUCUGGAGUGUAUGCCUCAGUCUCCAGUAUCUGCGCAGCUGCAGUUCACAGUGGUGUGAUUAACACUCUGGGAGGAGGUGUUCGUCUUCAGAAACUACGAGGACAGAAAAAUUAUCAAUCCUCUACUGCGAAUGGGAUAAAUUCGUUGCCACUUACUCGAUGGAUGAGCUCCUUUUCAGUCUCCAAAAUUGGAAGGAAAGCGCUCGAAGUAUCUGGACCACCAAAAGCAACAAUUAUCCCAAUGGCUGCAAAACCAACCAAGAAAAAAGCUGCAAAAUCAGGAAAAAAGAAUUCAAAAGUGAACAAGGAGUGCAAAGCUGACAUUGCCUUCCUGCUUGAUGGGAGCUGGAAUCUCGGUAAACGCAGAUUUGACCUUCAGAAGAAUUUUGUCAUUAGAGUCACCAACAUGCUUGGUAUUGGACCACAAGGACCACUUGUUGGCAUUGUACAAGUAAGUGAGAAUCCUAAAACUGAGUUCAACUUGAAAAAUUUCACUAAUUCAAAGGAUGUGGCCUCUGCAAUCAAAAAUGUGACUUACAGAGGAGGUAGCACCAAUGUUGGUAAAGCUCUAAUUCACACAACGGAAAGCUUUUUCACUCCUGAAAAGGGUACGCGAUCUGGGUACCCAAAGGUCAUAGUUGUUGUGGUGGAUGGAUGGCCCUCAGAUGAAAUUGAAAGAGCAGCAAAUCUGGCCAGAGAAUCUGGCAUGAAUGUUUUCAUUGUCUCAGUUGCAAAAGCACUCCCAGAAGAGCAAAAGAUGGUUUCAGACCCCAACUACAUGGAAAAGAUUGUUUGCAAAAACAAUGGACUGUUUUCCUAUUCUAUUCAAAACUGGUUUGGCAUGUAUAAGUUUAUAAAACCUUUAGCACAAAGACUGUGUUCCUACAGCCAGAUGACAUGCAGUAGAACUUGUUACAAUUCAAUAAACCUUGGCUUUCUUAUCGAUGGAUCCAGCAGUGUUGGGGACAACAACUUUCGCAUUGUUCUGAACUUCAUCUCAGAAAUUGUGAAAUCCUUUGACAUUCAUCAGAUUGGUGCAAGAGUUGGUGCUGUACAGUUCACGUAUAAUCAAAGAACUGAAUUUGAUUUUGGUCAACAUUUAACAAAGGAUUCAGUGCAAAAUGCUAUCAAGAAUAUCCCUUACUGGAGUGGUGGCACAGCCACUGGGGAAGCAAUUACUUACACCUCAAAGAAUUUGUUUGGGAAAUUGAAGAAUAGCAACCUGAAUGUGCUGAUCGUCAUCACUGAUGGCCAAUCUUAUGAUGAUGUUGAGGUUCCAGCAACAGUGGCACAUCAAUCAGGUACAGUCAUAUUUUCAGUUGGAAUUUCGUGGGCAAUGGAACAGGAACUCAAAGCAAUGGCUUCUGAACCCAAAGAUGCACAUACUUUCUUUGUGAGAGAUUUCCCAAUGGUCAACAAGCUUGUGCCUGAUAUCCUGAAAGGCAUCUGCAAAGAUUAUUCCGCAGUAGCAAACUGAUCCAACAGCUACCAUGUGCCUUGAUAUUCAAAGGCAAUGAACUGAUUCUUGUCAACAAUACUAACAAACAUGCUAGUGCAAUAUUUUGUAGAAAUAUAGGCCUGGAUAUUAAUAUCUGGUACUGCAUGUGCUAUUUCUCCUACUUCACAAAUUAUUCAAAAUAAAAUCAGGAAUAUUAAGGUUUAAUUACAUGAGAACAUGCAAGAAGAAAUGCCUUUAUAAUCAGAGCUUGUGUUGUGAUAGACAAUGUACUGCAUGUUUGAGACAAAUGAUGGUACUGUUUCAGUGAGAAAGUGUUCAAAAGUGUGUUGUCAUUUGAUUUCAGUUACAAGUAACUUCAGUUAAAGGUUCUGAACAUAAAAUGACUGGUUUAAAAUGUAUUUAAUGUGUCCUUUUUGUCUGAAUGUUGUCUAAGCCAAUUUACAGUUUGAAAUAAAUAU